This is a messenger RNA of Symbiodinium necroappetens, 489 nucleotides long. The record is from the annotation of a GenBank genome assembly. Lineage: Eukaryota; Dinophyceae; Suessiales; Symbiodiniaceae.
GUGAUGUGGGCCGCCUCGGACUUCACGGCCGAGAACGGCGCCACGCGCUUCCUUCCGGGCUCGAACCACUGGCAACCUUCGUUGACCGGCUAUGGCAGCAAGACGGGGCCCAGUCUUCCGGCGGGCUUUCAGUCCGAGGAUGCCCUGCAAGCCGUGAUGCCCAAGGGCUCUGUGGCCCUCUGGAGUGGACACACCCUGCAUGGAGCCGGCUCCUACGAGAGAUCGGUGACGCCUGCAGGGCCAAGACAUGGACUGCUCUUCAUCUACAACUUGGGCUGGCUACGAUCCGAGCACAACUUCCACUGGGCAGUUCCGCGCGCAGUGCUUCAGUCCCUCUCUCCGGCGCUGAAAAGCCUGAUCGGCCUCGACGGGGAGAAUGCGGUGGAGCACGACUGGUAUACGGGACCGGUCUAUGCACAGCCUUACCUGGGCGGUCCGGAAGGAAAUGCUUCAGGUGAUGGUGUUCAGCUCAAGACCAUGGCAGCGUGA